Molecule: messenger RNA, 930 nt
Organism: Cololabis saira (Pacific saury)
Lineage: Eukaryota; Metazoa; Chordata; Actinopteri; Beloniformes; Belonidae
Product: tetranectin-like
Exons: 3
Coding region: 76-678 (200 amino acids)
Source: RefSeq, a predicted model, not a curated record
AGAGGGAGGGUGUGAGGGAGAAGGAUAAAUUGCGAGCGUCCACGUUGGAGCAGCACUGACUCCACAGGUCUGGCCAUGGCGUUGAGAGGAGCCGGUGUGCUGCUGGGAGUGCUGCUGCUCCUGCACUGCUCAUUCCAGCAAUCCACAACCAGGAAGAAACCAGUGAAAAAAGAUACGUCAAAGGACACGGCAGUUGCUGAUCUGCAGAAACAGAUAGACAACAUCAUCCAGGAGCUCAACCUGCUGAAGGAGCAACAGGCUCUGCAGACAGUCUGUCUGAAAGGUAUGAAGACCCCGGGCAAGUGCUUCCUGGCCGAGCCCGUGAGGAAACGCUACCACACAGCCAGCGAGGACUGCAACGCCCUGGGCGGCGUCCUGGGCUCGCCCUCGUCCCCGGAGGAGAGCACCCGGCUCCGGGAGUACAUCAGCCAGAGCAUCGGCCCGGGGGAGCAGGUCUGGCUGGGCAUCAACGACAUGAUGACCGAGGGCACCUGGGUGGACCAGACCAGCUCCAAGAUCACAUACAAAAACUGGGACACGUCCAACUCCCGCUCCCCGCAGCCGGACGGCGGCAAGUCCCAGAACUGCGUGGCCCUGUCCAUGGCGUCCCAGGGGAGGUGGUCUGAUGAGAACUGCCGUGAUGAGAAGCCCUCAGUCUGCCAGUUCAACAUUGUUUAAUCACUUUUAUCUCAUUGUAAACUCUGUACUUUGUUAUAACCAGUACUCGAGUUGUAAAAAAAAGAAAUCAGGGGGGAUGGUGGAUUUUAUCAUAUGGGGACAGAUAAUUUGUGCUGAUUACAAAUAAUAUAAUAUAUUACAAAUAAUAGCAGUGACCAAAACACCUGCAGAAAUACUGCAGGAAUGACAUAGCAGCAGUUAAAUGCAGCCUUCUGUAAGCUUUAAAUAUCCACUGGACUUACAUCAAAUACA